Messenger RNA from Vicia villosa (hairy vetch), 1808 nucleotides. RefSeq names its product protein FAR1-RELATED SEQUENCE 5-like. Lineage: Eukaryota; Viridiplantae; Streptophyta; Magnoliopsida; Fabales; Fabaceae. The coding region runs from base 153 to 1808 and encodes 551 amino acids. Gene Ontology annotation, biological process: regulation of DNA-templated transcription. The transcript has 5 exons. The record is from RefSeq and is a predicted model, not a curated record.
CUUAUAGGGUUUUAUACUUUGUCUUCAACCUAUCAUAUACUGCCGCCAUCUUUUAAUAAUGAGUACUAUCUCAAAGUUUUCUACUAUUCAUUGACAGAGAAGAAAAGUGUUUGUAAUCCGUAAUCCGUUGCCGAUUUUCUCUCAUCGGUACAAUGGCUUCUAUUUCAAUGGAGAGUUUGGGGUCGAGCGAAGAUGAUGAACCAACACUUAAUACUACACAAGGUGUUCAUAUACUAAAAUCGGUGCAGACAAAUCAAGAGGUUCUAAAUUGUGACGAAGAAAUCAAACCUAAAGUAGGACAACUUUUUGAUUCACUUGAAGAUGGUGAAAUUUUUUACAAAAAAUAUGCACACACUGUUGGAUUUAGUGUGCGUUGCUCAUCAGAAAAUAAAAAUAAAGAUGGUGUUGUACGUUGGAAGUAUUUUGUUUGCUCAAAAGAGGGUUACAACCCAAAUGUAUCAAAAGACAAAGAAGUGACUGAAUCAGGAGUUAAACUCAAGAGGAGAAGUCUUACUAGAGAAGGAUGUGAGGCAAAAGUUGCUUUCAAACUAUUAGAGGGAGGUAAGUAUGAGCUAACUCGAUUUCAAGAAAGUCAUACUCAUGUACUUGCCUCUCCUAAAAAGAGACAAUUUCUUAGAUCGGCAAGAAAAGUGAAUCAUAUUCAUAAGAGUAUAAUGUAUGCAAAUAGUAGAGCAAAUAUUGGUCCUUCAAAAACAUACCACUUGUUGAAGGAACAACUAGGUGGUUAUGAAAAUAUUGGGUGCACACAGAGAGAUCUACAAAAUUGUUUUAGAGAUUUAAAGACCUUAAUUAAAGAUUCGGAUGCAUAUGUCUUCAUUGAUAACUUUAAAAGGAAGCAAGAAAUGAAUCCAUCAUUUUAUUUUGCAUAUGAGGUUGAUGUUGAAGAUCGGUUGAAAUAUGUUUUCUGGGCAGAUGGAAUUUGUAGAAAAAAUUACUCCUUAUUUGGAGAUGUGAUGUCGUUCGACACUACAUAUGAAACAAAUAGGUUUUGUAUGUGGCAUAUCAUGAAAAAAGUUUCUGAAAAGGUGGGUGUUUCCUUGAAUUCCAAUGAUGAUUUCAACAAUAAAUUUAAGUCAUGUGUUUGGGGAUCAGAUACUCCCGACAAAUUUGAAGCAACGUGGAAAUCCAUCAUGAUUGAGUUUGGAUUGGAAAAGAAUGAAUGGCUUUCACACAUGUAUAAUAUUCGAAAUAUGUGGAUCCCAGCUUACUUCAGAGAUAUAUUUUUGGGUGGCAUAUUGAGAACAACCUCAAGAUCAGAAAGUGAAAAUUCCUUCUACGGUAACUUUUUAAAUCCUACUAUUGGUUUGGUUGAAUUUUGGAUGAGAUUUGAGUCUGCUAUAGAAGCUCAAAGACAUAAAGAGUUACUUGCUGAUAAUACUUCACUUCACUCUUUACCAAUAUUAAAAUUAAAUCGUGGACUAGAGAGGCAUGGUAGAGAUAUUUACACUCGUGAAAACUUUUAUAUAUUUCAAAAUGAAUUAUGGAUUGGAUGUAUAGACUGCGGGGUAGAAAAUAUAAACCAAAAAGAUGGUGUGGAUGUAUUGCAUAUAGUUGAUAAUAGUGAAACAAAUGGUAAAGUAAGCGAGUCUUUUAUUGGUUUUGAUAUUCCUAAAGAAGUGAAAAUUCAUCCACCACAAAUUUCAAAGACAAAAGGAAGUGGUAAACGAAUUAAAGGAGGAAAAGAAAAGGCUAUUGAACAACAACAAAAAAGAUCCAGGCUUUGUAAAGCAUGUGGCCAAUAUGCAUAUCAUGAUACUCGUAAUUGUCCUACGAAAUCAUCUGCCUAA